Coregonus sp. 'balchen' is the source of this 27451-nucleotide messenger RNA. The record is from the annotation of a GenBank genome assembly. Lineage: Eukaryota; Metazoa; Chordata; Actinopteri; Salmoniformes; Salmonidae.
AUGGCGGUAGCUACAGUAAUUUCGGGGAACAGAGUACAAAAAAGUGGAUUUUUGGAGGUUUUGGUGAGGGACCGAUGGCACAAAGUUUUGGCCAACUUGAACGAAGAAGCCCUAACGCUGAGUUGCGAGGAUCUGGGAGAGAAUGAGAACCUAAACGGCAUCACCAAUGGAUCUUACCGGAGCAACGCAACUCACCCGGAUCACACGAACAGUCCGAAAACUGCGGUGAGGACAGCUUUCACGGAUUUACAGGAGCAAGUGCCAGAGGCGAUCGCUAACAGAAAAAGAUGCGUGAAAGUAAUAAAGCAAGAGGUAGGGGGACUCGGCAUCAGCAUAAAAGGAGGAAAAGAGAAUAAAAUGCCGAUACUUAUUAGUAAGAUCUUCAAAGGUCUGGCUGCGGAUCAAACCCAAGCCUUGUAUGUCGGGGACGCGAUUCUGUCGGUGAACGGUGUGAACCUGCGAGACGCUACGCAUGACGAGGCGGUGCAGGGGCUGAAACGAGCCGGGAGAGAAGUGACGCUAGAAGGUAAGAACAGAACGGGACCAACUGUCGUUCGAUACAUUCUUUCUUGGUGAAGGAUGGGGGGCGGGUGGCAUCCUCAAACCUAUGUGCAGGCUGCCAGCGGAAUUACGCACAUUAAUAUGUGUGCUCUCAAACACAUGAGUGAUCAACCUCUGUCAACUGGGCACACGAACAUAAAUAUUUGUUUUUGCAAUUUUCUAAAUACUUUCAAUAUUAUUAAUUUCCAUGUCGGCUCUAUGCCUGGAAUGCCCUUUUCCUGGGCAAAUGAUGCCCAUUUCAAACUCUCCAAAAUAGUGUUUACAAUUCUAAAAACUGGCAAUAAUAGAUAUUAACUGAGAAAUGAUCUUAUGUACAUUACCAGUCAAAAGUUUGGACACACCUACUCAUUCCAGGGUUUUUCUUUAUUUUUUACUAUUUUCUUCUUCAUUGUAGAAUAAUAGUGAAGACAUCAAAACUAUGAAAUAACACAUAUGGAAUCAUGUAGUAACCAAAAAAGUGUUAAACAAAUUCUUCAAAGUAGCCACACUUUGCCUUGAUGACAGCUUUGCACACUCUCAACCAGCUUCAUGAGGUAGUCACCUGGAAUGCAUUUCAAUUAACAGGUGUGCCUUGUUAAAAGUUAAUUUGUGGAAUUUCUUUCCUUCUUAAGUUGUUUUCGGACAAGGUUGGGUUGGUAUACAGAAAAUAGCCCUAUUUGGUAAAAGACCAAGUCCAUAUUAUGGCAAGAACAGCUCAAUUAAGCAAAGAGAAAUGACAGUCCAUCAUUACUUCAAGACAUGAAGGUCAAUCUGGAACAUUUCAAGAACAUUGAAAGUUUCUUCAAGUGCAGUCGCAAAAACCAUCAAGCGCCAUGAUGAAACUGGCUCUGAUGAGGACCGCCACAAGAAAGGAAGACCCAGAGUUACCUCUGCUGCAGAGGAUAAGUUCAUUAGAGUUACCAGCCUCAGAAAUUGCAGCCCAAAUAAAUGCUUCACAGAGUUCAAGUAACAGACACAUCUCAACAUCAACUGUUCAGAGGAGACUGCGUGAAUCAGGCCUUCAUGGUCGAAUUGCUGCAAAGAAACCACUACUAAAGGACACCAAUAAGAAGAAGAGACUUGCUUGGGCCAAGAAACACGAGCAAUGGACUGGUGGAAAUCUGUCCUUGUCGAUGAGUCCAAAUUUGAGAUUUUUGGUUCAAACCGCUGUAUCUUUGUGAGAUGCAGAGUAGGGGAAUGGAUGAUCUCCGCAUGUGUGGUUCCCACCGUGAAGCACGGAGGAGGAGGUGUGAUGGUGCUUUGCUGGUGAAACUAUCAGUGAUUUAUUUAGAAUUCAAGGCACACUUAACCAGCAUGGCUACCACAGCAUUCUGCAGCGAUACGCCAUCCCAUCUGGUUUGCGCUUAGUGGGACUAUCAUUUAUUUUUCAACAGGACAAUGACCCAACACACCUCCAGGCUGUGUAAGGGCUAUUUUACCAAGAAGGAGAGUGAUGGAGUGCUGCAUCAGAUGACCUGGCCUCCACAAUCACCCGACCUCAACCCAAUUGAGAUGGUUUGGGAUGAGUUGGACCGCAGAGUGAAGGAAAAGCAGUCAACAAGUGCUCAGCAUAUUUAGUCAUAUGUGGGAACUCCUUCAAGACUAUUGGAAAAGCAUUCCAGGUGAAGCUGGUUGAGAGAAUGCCAAGAGUGUGCAAAGCUGUCAUCAAGGCAAAGGGUGGCUACUUUGAAGAAUCUAAAAUUUAAAAUAUAUUUUGAUUUGUUUUACACCUUUUUGGUUACUACAUGAUUCCAUAUGUGUUAUUUCAUAGUUUUGAUAUCUUCACUAUUAUUCUACAAUGUAGAACAUUGUAAAAAUAAAGAAAAACCCUUGAAUGAGUAGGUGUGUCCAAACUUUUGACUGGUACUGUAGUUUCUUGCAAUAGCCCUCUGUGAGAUUUUGUCAACGAACAAGGAAUGAGCAGGGUCAGCUAUACCAUAAGGACCUCUUAUUCAUGUUCUCAUUACAUGUAGUGCAACAAGACCAUUGGUCUGUAAAUCUGAUAGAUUUAAACAAACAAUAUUGGAAUCACCAUGGUAACAACCAACUGUCAGCUCCAUCUGCCUGAUAGAUUAUGAUAGAAUAUGAAUUUUGAAUGAAGUAAAACAUCAACUCCAUCACAGUGCUGAAAGAUCUGAUAGAAUGGUUAUGUUUUUAUUGGAUAUUUUUUAAAUGAAUCAUUUUCCAUAUUUUACAAACGUUUGUUUUGAACUUUUACUUUUAGAGGCAAAAAAUAUGUCUGUUUUGAGUAUUUGUCGUCAACUCCGUAAGUGGCUUGUCAACUCGACCACUGAUGGCUAACCCCAUUAAGAUCAAUUUAUUUUGUAAAUAGCAUUUAAUAGUGCUAUAAAACAGAACAAAAAUUAUUUUAAUUUAUCAAAAGGGUUUUAUUUAGUUCUCCAUAGACUUUAGUUACAUUUUCACCUACUAAAAUAAAAAUGUUCAAUAGGCCUAUCAGCAACUUCAACUGUUUACGUAAUAAGGAAAUAUGUCCUUGUUCCUUGUCAAUAAAUAUUUAGGUGACUCCCUCUCCAUGUUGCGAAAUCGAAUACUUUGAAUUUCUGAGGAAAUCUUUAUCAUCCAACCUUGGACACCAAUUGGGAAUCGUGCAUCACAGGACUGGGAGUGUAAUAUCAAGUUUUGCCAAAAACUAUACAGGCUUACACACAUUUCUCUGCAGUCCUAUGGGUGAAACACACAUGUCCAGAAGGAGAAUCAAAGAAACAACCUCUACCUCACUAUGUAACCAGACAACAUAAAACUGUCUGUUGCCUUGUAUAAACAGCCUGACCUUCCCCUGAGAGAGCAGGGUUAUUACACACACGCACACACACACACACACACACACACACACACACACACACACACACACACACACACACACACACACACACACACACACACACACACACACACACACACACACACACACACACACACACACACACACACACACACACAAACAGAGAGAGAGAGAGAGAGAGAGAGAUCAGGGUUAUUACAGUUCUAGCAGAAGGAAGCAGGAUCCCAGCAAGGCAGAGCAGACUUCUGCUGUAAUGAUAAGCUCAAAGACAGUACGGGGUUGGAGUCAGAGGAGGCUGGUGGGUGGAGCUAUAGGAGGACUGGCUCAUUGUAAUGGCUGUAAUGGGAUUAUUGGAACAGUAUCAAACAUAUGGAAACCAUAUGUUUGGCUCCAUUCCAUUUAUUCCAUUCCAGCCAUUACAAUGAGCCUUUCCUCCACAGCUCCUCCCACCAGCCUCCUCUGGUUGGAAUGCAUAGUCAGCUUCUCUCUCAGUUGAAGCCUCACUACACCAGAGGACUCCCAUGUUUCAGCUUCUUGCUCAGUUGAAGCCUCACUACACCAGAGGACUCCCAUGUUUCAGCUUCUCUCUCAGUUGAAGCCUCACUACACCAGAGGACUCACAUGUUUCAGCUUCUCUCUCAGUUGAAGCCUCACUACACCAGAGGACUCCCAUGUUUCAGCUUCUCUCUCAGUUGAAGCCUCACUACACCAGAGGACUCCCAUGUUUCAUCUUCUCUCUCAGUUGAAGCCUCACUACACCAGAGGACUCCCAUGUUUCAGCUUCUCUCUCAGUUGAAGCCUCACUACACCAGAGGACUUCAAUGUUUUAGCUUCUCUCUCAGUUGAAGCCUCACUACACCGGAGGACUCCCAUGUUUCAGCUUCUCUCUCAGUUGAAGCCUCACUACACCAGAGGACUCCCAUGUUUCAUCUUCUCUCUCAGUUGAAGCCUCACUACACCAGAGGACUCCCAUGUUUCAGCUUCUCUCUCAGUUGAAGCCUCACUACACCAGAGGACUCCCAUGUUUCAGCUUCUCUCUCAGUUGAAGCCUGACUACACCACUGCGGAGCAGAGCCAGUAGGGAAGGACAAACGGUUUGUUACAUUACAAUGAUAUCAUUUUCUAUAAAAGCUACAUUAUUUGUAUUGCACACAAACACAUGUACCCACACACACACACACACACACACGCAAUGUUAUAUCCUGUGUAAUACACUGGUUGUAAACAACCGUGCUAGUCUCCAGUAACUCAGUGACCUCUCAUUGAGCCUCUACUGUCUACUGCUUGGCUGUCAUCACAUUCACCUCUGUGUGUGUGUGUGUGUGUGUGUGUGUGUGUGUGUGUGUUAUCAGCAGGCAGUCUAGACUACAACGCUCUCUGCAAGUUGACUGGUUGUUGUGUCUUCAGAGAAGCUCUCAUCACUACACCAGCUGUUAGUAGUAGUGAGGCCACACACACACACACACACACACACACACACACACACACACACACACACACACACACACACACACACACACACACACACACACACACACACACACAAGCUAUGAUGACAGAGUGAAUCAUGCCAUCUACUCAUAGCCUAGUACAGUUUAGAAUACAGUUUUCUCAACACUCCUAUCCACUCUGUGAAUUUACUGAUUGAUUAAUUUACUUUGACGUUUCCUGAAUGAAUUAUUUGAACAUCCUCCUUUAACUUGUUUCCAUAAGCUACAGUACAGACUCCCCUACUGUUUGUUCUUAUAGAUUACGUUCAGGCUAAGUUAUGUUAUGAACACACUCACUCUCACUGUGAUAUUGUCUAAUAUUUCUGCUAAAGUUCAUACAAACUGUAGUCCAUUUAACCGGGCAUUCAAGUACCUGUUCUUGCUUUGAUAACAUCGUACAUUUCAGGCGGCACAGGGAAAACGAUACCUUGUAGACCUCUCUGUAUUCUCUAAAAGGUAUUUUGUUCUGUAGCAGUAUCUACCUGUCCAUUCAGUGGAGGUAAAAAGAGCUCCAUUCUUAUUCCGUAAUUAAAGUCUCAUAAAAGGGCCCUUUUUGUUUCCUGGCCGUGUAAUUCAUCCAGAAGUUACUCACGCCUAUUAGCCAUUUUCUUCUCUGAGCUCAAUAAGAGCAGCUAACAAAGCUCCCCAUUCUGUACCUAUGUAAUGAAUGUAACUAGCUCUAAUGGCUGUGUCUAGUUAACAGGGUGGCAACACAAAGACUAGGUUAUUAUUACACCGGACAAUAGGGCAGAUAGAUUCAACGUUAUUUCAGAAUUCAGAGGGAUGCUGGCUAUUAUAAUGGCUUCCAUUAUAUGGAUAAUAACUGAAGAAAUGAAUUGCACCUAACCAUUAGGCUGAGAUUCUCUAAAUUAAUUGGGGUUUCUACCAGAUGUGUUUCUAUGGUGACAUUUUUUCAUUCAGAAAGGUCAUUCGGCCUGUUUCUAUGAGCAAGCAGUUCAGCAAGCAGUUCAUAGGACAGAGUUCAUAGGCCGGAGUAAAGACACACUGCCCAAACCAUGGGCUCCCGAGUGGCGCAGGGGUCUAAGGCACUGCAUCUCAGUGCUAGAGGCGUCACUACAGACCAUGGUUUGAUUCCAGGCUGUAUCACAAUCUGGUCGUGAUUGGGAGUCCCAUAGGGCGGCGCACAAUUGGCCUAGCGUCGUCCGGGUUUGGCCAGCUUAGGCUGUCAUUGUAAAUAAGAAUUUGUUCUUAACUGACUUGCCUAGUUAAAUAAAUAAAAAACAACAUGCAUGUGGUCGAUGAGUAAGAACGCGGCCAAACCAUGAUACAUUAUCCUCUCAUGCUAUAUUUUGCGAAUACAUUAAUUAUCAAAAAGGAAAAUCUUGCUAGUUAAUUAUUCAGAUUCAGUUUGAGCUCAUGUCUUUUGUAGCAAAAACAAUCCCCACAGGAAGUACAGACUCCCGAGGCAUAGCAGUAAUCAUAAACAUAUGAACCCUGCCUGCUUUUAUUUUCCCCUCUACUAAAAUGGAACAUUUCUAUUUUGAAACAGAGUUGAGAACACACAGGUAUACUGUAGAUUCUAGUGAUUCUGAUCACUAGAGAACUUUUCAUCAUACUUACACGUCACUGUCAUUGACUCAUUCAGUUUUCAGGAUAUUGGUUUAGUUGAGUUUCUCAAUGUGUUGACACACAGACACAGGUGUGUUAUCUUAUUGCAAAGCUGCUUUAAGUAGUGGUGGAGAAGCGGAGAAGCAGCCACCACAGUGACGUUAGUGACAGUAAAGAAAAUAGUCAAACCAGGAAGGAAAAAGCAGUGAAAGAGGGAAAGGUAAACGAGAGAGGAAUACUCAGAGUUCUGUGUAUGACCUCACGCUCAAAGCAUCCCGCUGGCGCCUGAACUAAUGACACCAGAACUACAACAAAAGCAUGACGAUGAGAUGAAAGGGGUUCAGCAAGGAUUCCCCGUAAGAUUACUUCAUACCCUGCAGUUGCAGAGGUAGGCCUAUUUUCUUUGUCAGAUCUGUCUGUCAGCUUCUAUGCAUAAUGAUAGUCUUAAACUUCUGUUAGAUAUUGAUACCUUUCUUUACCUGUCUUACUUAUUCUCCUUGGUUCUUUAAAGAACAGGGCCUGUACUCGUGUUUCAGUGGAGGCUGCUGAGGGGAGGACGGCUCAUAAUAAUGUCCGGAACGGAGUUGAUGGAAUGGCAUCAAACACAUGGAAACCAUGUGUUUGAUGUAUUUGAUACCAUUACUCUAAUCCCGCUCCAGUCGUUACCACGAGCCCGUCCUCCCCAAUUAAGGUGCCACCAACCUACUGUGUCGUGUUUGUUCACCUUUGGAGUACAUCUUUGUCAUAUUAUCCUCUGAAACCUUCCCUUGGAUUGAUGUAAUACGAACAGUGAUAACCAGAUCUGUUUGUCAGCUGAUAUGUUUAGAGCUCCAUAGACCUAUUAUAUAUAAGAUAUUGCCACUUCUCCUUAGACAUUGAUGUAAUGCAGUCAGACAGAUCACUGUUGGUGUAAGCGGAUACCUGCUUUUUGCACUGAGUAAAUGGUUGACAUCAGUGUUAUUCACAUGGCCCUGUAAUUUAAAAAAGGUCUCCAUACAGUCUGAUACAGUGUGUUUAUAGCAGGGUAAUACUAGCUAUGUUAUUCAUGUCUACUGUGACUCGUGAUCUAUGCUGUGGAUUUAACGUGAUUCCCAGAUUGUGUGUAUGAAACUGUGAAGCCACCAAACGACCAAUGAAUCCCAUGUCCCAGAGCUGCGGUCUAAAGUAGAAUUAGGUCUUGUGUGGUAUGGAAUACUUCUAAUUGCUCUAAGCUCUCAGCUGUUGGCCAGGUUCACAUCCACAGUUCGGAGCGAUCCAUCUAAUGCUCUCAAACAAUGCCGACCAACGUUUUCCCAUGGAGGUGUAAUAUCUUUGAGUUCACAGAAAGUGUUAAACUGGGUACAAGGUAUAAUGAAUGGAUAUUACAGAAUGGAUUAACACUUAUAAUAGAACUGGACCACUAAUAGAACUGGACCAUUAAUAUAACUGGACCACUAAUAUAACUGGACCACUAAUAUAACUGGACCACUAAUAGAACUGGACCAUUAAUAGAACUGGACCACUAAUAGAACUGGACCACUAAUAGAACUGGACCACUAAUAGAACUGGACCACUAAUAGAACUGGACCACUAAUAGAAAUGGACCACUACCGGCCUGGUACACAUUGUGGGGUUACAGCAGGGUCACUUUAUGAGUCUGCAUGUCAAUCUCCUCUAUAAGAUACUAGCUAGCUCUACUGAAGUUACAUUGGCAAGGACUCUUAGCACUAUCCUCACCAAAAUGACAGCAGUAAAUGCAUGACCUCUCUACCAAUGAAAGCGUAGUAAAUCAUUACUUUCUCUUGUUGGUCCAGGGAAGUACAUGCGGGAAGCAACCCCCUAAACAGGUUGUGAAAAAGCUUACUGUCACGACUUCCUCUGAAGCUGCCUCCUCUUCUUGUUCGGGCAGGCUUCGGUGUUCGUCGUCACCGGCCUUCUAGCCACUGCCGCUCCUCAUCUCAUCAUUCCAUUUGUUUUGUCUUGUUUAUUACACACACCUGGUUCAUAUCCCCUCAUCAGUACCUGUAUAAGUAUUCCCUCUGCCCCCCAUGUCUUUGUGUGUGAUUGUUUCAUGUGGAGGUGAUGAUAGCUCAGUGGAGCUUUAUGUAUUGUAUCACUGGGUUAUUCACCCGUGUGUUUUGUUUUCUCCAGUGUGCCAUUAUAACGCAAUGUAGUGUUUUACUCAUUGCUGCGAACCGCUGUAUUGGCUGAAUAAACCAUUUAUUAUGUGAUUCUCCCUCCUGCGUCUGACUUCGUCCAAAUCACCCACUACAGAAUCACACACCCAACAGCAUGGAGUCAGCAGGAGCGGCGAAUGUGCCUGGAGUCGUGGAGCGGGUCCGGGGGCAUUCCAACAUGUUAGCCAGUUUGGGCGAAGCGAUGGAUCGGGUUCUCCAGGUCGUCCAUCGCCUGGAGAGAAGAGGACCCGACCCUGCGGAACCAGCUGAGCGACCGGAUCAUUACUUUCUCUUGUUGGUCCAGUGAAGGACAUGCGGGAAGCCACCCCCUAAACAGGUUGUGAAAAAGCUUACUCAUAAUUGUCUUGUCUCUCAUAUUCUAGUGAAGUACAUGCGGGAAGCCACCCCCUAUGUGAAGAAGGGUUCUCCGGUGUCAGAGAUAGGCUGGGAGACGCCACCACCGGAGUCCCCGAGGCUGGGUAGCCCCCACUCUGACGUCCCCCUCACCCCCACCAUGUCCCUACAGGGGGACAGGAGGUACAUCCCCUUAAAGAUGUGUUACAUCACCAGGAGCAUGACUACUCCAGACCCUGAAAACAGGUAAAGGCUCCAGCAUCAUUCUGCAUUACUAUAAUUCAGUCUUUCUCUGUAUGUUAUUUUCCACAGGGGCAUAACGGCAGAGCUAGGUGGGGAAACACAAUUAUAAUUGAUUGGAUUUAUAUUGCUAGUGUUUUGCCAGAUACAGUGCCUUCAGAAAGUAUUCAUACCCCUUGACUUAUUUGACAUUUUGUUGUGUUACAGCCUGAAUUCAAAAUGGAUUCAAUUGAUUUUUUCCCCACCCCAUCUACACACAAUACCACAUAAUGACAAAGUGAAGACAUGUUUUUAGCAAAUAUAUUGAAAAUGAAUUACAGAAAUAUCUAAUUUACAUCUGUAAGUCUCUAAGAGCUGUGUACACCAGGAUUGUACAAUAUUUGCACAUUAUUCUUUUUUAAAGUCUUCAAGCUCUGUCAAAUUGGUUGUUGAUCAUUGCUAGAUAGCCAUUUUCAAGUCUUGUUAUAUAUCUUCAAGUGUAUUUAAGUCAAAACUGUAACUAGGCCACUCAGGAACAUUCACUGUCUUCUUGGUAAGCAACUCCAGUGUAUAUUUGGCCUUGUGUUUUAGGUUAUUGUCCUGCUGAAAGGUGAAUUUGUCUCCCAGUGUCUGUUGGAAAGCAGACUGAACCAGGUUUUCCUCUAGAUAUGCCUGCUUAGCUCUAUUCCGAUGACAAGCAUACCUAUAACAGCAGCCACCACCAUGCUUGAAAAUAUGUAGAGUGGUACCCAUUAAUGUGUUGUGUUGGAUUUGCCCCAAACAUAAAGCUUUGUAUUCAGGACAUAAAGUGAAUUUCUUUGCCAUAUUUUUGGCUGUUUUACUUUAGUGCAUUAUUGCAAACAGGAUGCAUGUUUUGGAAUAUUUUUAUUCUGUACAGGCUUCCUUCUUUUCACGCUGUCAUUUAGGUUAGUAUUGUGGAGUAGCUACAAUGUUGUUGAUCCAUCCUCAGUUUCCUCCUAUCACAGCUAUUAAAUUAUGUAACUGUUUUAAAGUCACCAUUGGCCUUAUGGUGAAAUCCCUGACCGGUUUCCUUCAUCUCCGGCAACUGAGUUAGGAAGGAUGUCUGUAUCUUUGUAGUGACUGGGUGUGUUGAUACACCAUACAAAGUGUCAUUAAUAACUUCUCCAUGCUCAAAGGGAUAUUCAAUGUGUGCUUUUUAAAAUUGUUUUGCGCAUCUACCAAUAGGUGCCCUUCUUUGCGAGGCAUUGGAAAACCUCCUUGGUCUUUGUGGUUGAAUCUAGUGUUUGAAAUUCGACUGAGAGACCUUACAGAUAAUUGUGUGUGGGUUACAGAGAUGAGGUAGUCGUUCAAAAAGCAUCUUAAACACUAUUAUUGCACACAGUGAGUCCAUGCAACUUAUUAUGUGACUUGUUAAGCACAUUUUUACUCCUGAACAUAUUUAGGCUUGCCAUAACAAAGGGGUUGAAUACUUAUUGACUCAAGACAUUUCAGCUUUACAUUUUCUAAAUAAUUUGUAAAAAUGUCUAAAAACAUAAUUCCACUUUGAUAUUAUGGGGUAUUGUGUGUAGGCCAGUGACACAAAAUAUCAAUUUAAUCAAUUUUGAAUAAAGGCUGUAACACAACAAAAUGUGGAAAAAGACAAGGGGUGUGAGAGGACUUUAUGUUGGCACUGUAGUAAAAGCAACAUCUUACAUUGUGAGGGGUGAGGGACUCAUCUCAUCCACCCCCAAUGUGUCUCCCACUAUUUGUUUUUCCUGGAACAGUGUAACAUGGAUGGUCGUCUCUGUGACAGUCAGAAUUGAUGAACUGCUACAGUUCUGCUACAGUAACUCAACUAUCUGAGUGUUCAGAGUUUAAGAGAUGCUUAACUUAAUCAACCAAUGUAGAGCAACGGUUCCUAUCCUACACACACAGCUUACCUUAUGUCCUCAGCUUUACCUUUACUUUAGGGAUCAAUUGAUCAUGCUCACCUUGUCUUUAGAUAGGCCUGGUCUUUAUACAGCCAUUUAGAUAGGCCUGGUCUUUGUACAGUCAUUUAAAUAUGCGUGGUCUUUAUACAGCCAUUUAGAUUUGCCUGGUCUUUAUACAGUCAUUUAGAUAUGCCUGAUCUUUAUACAGUCAUUUACAUAGGCCUGGUUUUUAUACAGUCAUUUAGAUAUGCCUGGUCUUUAUACAGUCAUUUAGAUAUGCCUGGUCUUUGUACAGUCAUUUAAAUAUGCGUGGUCUUUAUACAGCCAUUUAGAUUUGCCUGGUCUUUAUACAGUCAUUUAGAUAUGCCUGAUCUUUAUACAGUCAUUUACAUAGGCCUGGUUUUUAUACAGUCAUUUAGAUAUGCCUGGUCUUUAUACAGUCAUUUAGAUAUGCCUGGUCUUUGUACAGUCAUUUAGAUAUGCCUGGUCUUUAUACAGUCAUUUAGAUAUGCCUGGUCUUUAUACAGUCAUUUAGAUAUGCCUGGUCUUUGUACAGUCAUUUAGAUAUGCCUGGUCUUUAUACAGUCAUUUAGAUAUGCCUGGUAUUUAUACAGUCAUUUAGAUAUGACACACAAACAAUAUCACUCAAUACAAACAAAUGCUAGGUUGUGAUAGUGUGUUAGAUGAACCUCUGUUUUUAAUGAUUUACUUCUGAGGUGUCUUGGGACUGACUGGGUAAAACAUUCACUACUUUGAUGGUUAUUGUCAUGUUUGUUACUGUCGUUCUACUGCAACACUGAGAACAGAGGUAAGACCUUUGUGCUGUGGCAUAGAAAUAUAAUUACUAGAAGGGGAAAGGACCUCAGAGCCAUGGCAAUUUGACUAGAAAGGGAAUUGUCCCGCCGUUCUAUUAAUUCUAUGUCUAUGCUCUGUGGUCUGUGAGAUUAACAACACUAUGAACAGGAAAUCAGUCACUGAGGGGUUAGACCACAACUAAGCUACUUAAUGAAGAGCCAAAUACUGCUCACAUUACUUUUACUGGAGCCAUACAGUGCAUUCAGAAAGUAUUCAGACCCCUUUUUUCCACAUUUUGUUACGUUACAGCCUUAUUCUAAAAUGGAUUAUAUACAUUUUUGGAUGGGGAGCGUCGCUGCACAGCUGUUUUUAGGUCUCUCCAGAGAUGUAAAUCACUAAAAACCGAGGUUAAUCUAACACACUAACGAAGCCUAGCAUUUGUUUGUAGUGUGUGAUAUUUACUGGAGUCACUACGAUGUUUUGGCCCUCUAUUAAGUACUUUAAUCGUUUCAGCACGUUGCUCACAACAACAGGCUAUCCUUCAGUUACUUUCGAGUUACUUACUGGAAGCUACCUGCUACCACAUAAACACACACAUGCUGGUAUCUGAGUUUCUCUUGACGUGUGCUGCAGGCUUGUUGUAGCUGACUGGUAGAGAGGAGCAGAGCUUUCGUCACUAGUGGAAAUUUAAACAGCUGUUACGUGAGAGACGUCCACACUACCCAGCCAGGAGAGGAGAGUUUCCUCCCUCCUCAGACAGAUUUACUGCAUAUUUCUCUCUCUCUCUCGCUCUUCUCCCCCCCCCCCCCCCCCCCCCCCCCCCCAAGUCUGUGUUUGAUGUGGAGACCUCUCCUGUUUAUUCUAGGGCUGUAAAUAGACUAGGCUUAAUAUUGACUGAUUUAGUAUUAACUUAGGAUGUCAUAGAGAGUAAAACAGGAUGCUAAAGUGUAACAAAUGUAAAUACACAAACAUGGUAUUUUUAGGAUUCAGCCAGGAGAGUUUUUGCAUGCCUAUUUUAGCUUGAGAUAUUUGCCUUUUCCGGGCAGUUUUUUUCUGGAGUAGAAAGCACUUUGUCAGUGGAAAACGAACAGGCAGACAGACCAUCAUUGACCAGGAAAGGCAUUGAAACGUUCGACACACAGUGAGUCCGCUUUCUAAAUCUGGCCUAGGCUUCUUUAACGGCCCUGUAGUUAGUGUCUCAUGUUGGAGAGAUGACCUGGCUGGACGUGGAUGGGCCUUGAACGGGGAGAACUCACUUCGGUUCAAAUACUAUUUGAAAUCUUUCAAAUACUUUAGAUGUGCUUGAUUGAGCUUGUAAGUGGAAUGGAACCAAAAGAAUAGUUGCAAAACUGCAAAGCCCACCCAUCUGGCACUCCAGGCAGACUAAAGCAAACGCUCAAAGUAUAUGAAAUGAUUCCGAAUAGUAUUUGAACCCAACAGGUCUUGGGGAGAGCUUGUGCCUCUUUCCAGGAACCUCUCUGUCCGUCUGUCUCUAACUAAUGAAAACACUUCAGCUCCCUCCAUAUGACAUCUGGCUUCUGUUUCUCCUCAAUCAAGUCUCUGGUUUCUAUUUUGAACUGCGGUGGGGGACUGGGGAGUGGGGGACUGGGGAGAGGGAGCACCUGCAGUUGAUCUAGUGGUUUGUGAAAUCAUGAUAACAGGGUCUCCCACUGUCUCUGAUUAAUGACAGGUAGAUUUAUCCACAAUGGUCAUUGUUGUUAGCUGAAUGUAUUUAUAAUAUACUUUGCUAAUGUUUCCAAUACAAAAGGCUUGAAAUUUACUGCACAUCCCACAAGAGACAAACCGAACCAUAUCAACCCAUGAUGAGUAAGCAGGUCUGGAAAUACAUACCCACUGUACACAGUGCUAGGUACAUCAAAGGAAAUGUUUAUCUGAGCCAGAAAAGAAGAAGAGACACUGUAUGAAACAGUCUUUAGUGGUGCUUGGUAUUUCCAUUCACUGAGGACAUCAUCAAGCACACAGGGACCACCUUCCUUUCCCUUGAAAGGGAAGUAGCCUUUGUUGAACUGAAUAAGCUUUUUCUCAUGUCCACUGAAAGCUGUGCUAGUAUGCUACUAUGGGACCUAUCACAAAACAAAUUCACAGCUUUUUCAAUGUCUUUCUGUCUGUUUGUGUGUUCUCCAGGCAGUUGGAGCUGCACUCUCCGGAUGCCAAGCAUACGGUGGUGUUACGGUGUAAAGACACAGCCUCGGCCCAGGCCUGGUUCGAGGUCAUGCAGUCGGCGACCUCUAACCUCAUCAACAAGGUCAUCACAGAGGUCAAAGAGCACACAGGAAGAACAGGGAUCGCAGGGAGCAGAGAGAUCAGACACCUGGGCUGGCUGGCUGAGAAGGUAGGAGCUACUUUAAUCAGAUGUAUAAUAUGCAUUCACAGCCCACCUUUUGAUAAUAACUCAUAUGUGAUUUUUGUGUGGCAGUUAUACGAUGGUGAGCCAAGCACUCUUGGAACCUCAUAUAGCUGAUGCAAUAGUUUCCAACAGGUUUUCCCCCUUCUGGUCCUCCUGUAAAUCCUCUUUCAUCACUCUCUCAUUAGUCAGGGACUGCCUGGCAGAGAGAGAGCGAGACGGCUAAUACUGAGAAGACUAUAGCCCUGUACUUUGGGCAGUCAGUCAGCUAGUCAGUCAGUCAGUCAGUCAGUCAGUCUGCCAAGCCAAGCCAGAGGAUGCUUUCCAGGCUUCUUAAUGAGUUCCUCUUUUAUUACUGCCUGCCUGCCUUAUUGUGAGUCCCAAAUGGUACCCUAUUGCACUAUACAGGGAAUAUGGUGUCAUUUGAGACACAGUUUCUGGAGUCUGUGAAUAAUUAUAAGGGCCCAAAGCCUUCCAGCAUGUGUGGAGUGGAGUGGUCUGCCUUGGCUUUGCCUGCCGUCCAAGUUCCUUUGCACAACGUCAACGAGCAAGGCUUUCCUUUCAACAAGGGCUCAUUUGUGGCUAUUCUGCCAUCGCUGACGCACUCAGGAGUCUGAGUCUCUACUUAGCUGUGUGAUGGUCAACAGACUACAGUGCAGACCCUCUGGAGUUCAGCAUCAAAUCAAAUCAAAUUUCAUUGGUCACAUGCGCCGAUACAACAGGUGCAGACAUUACAGUGAAAUGCUUACUUACAGCCCUUAACCAACAGUGCAUUUAUUUUUAACAAAAAAAGUAAAAAUAAAACAACAACAAAAAAAGUGUUGAGAAAAAAAGAGCAGAAGUAAAAUAAAAUAACAGCUAAUGUGAUCAGAUAUCGGAGAGGAGAGGAGGGGAGAGGAAGAGGAGGAGAGGAGAGGGAGAGGAGGAGGAGAGGAAAGGAGAGGAGAUGGAGGGAGUAGAUCCUUGUUUUACAGCCUUGUUGAGGUUGCUCUGUGCAACAUUCCUGAGCCUGGCUUUAACCACAGACUUUAUAUUCAUUCUCAUACUAUAGCCAAUUAUACCGUGGCAGGGUUUUAAAUUGAAUGAUUGUUACACACUAACUAUGUGGUUGUGUAGUCUUUAGUUAGAUCUAAGUUUGUAAGCCUGUGUAUAUCGUGUUUUAAUAUGGUUACUUUGCAACAUGUGUUUGUAAUGUUCUACGAUUGACCUAUGGCCACCAGAAUCCUGUGUUCUCAUAACUAGCUGAGGACUUCAUAGUGAGACAAGAGGCUUAUGGUUAUGAGGAUUGUGCUGUUGUAAAGCUUUCAUAAUGAGGAUUGUGCUGUAGCAAAACUUUCUUAAUGAGGAUUGUGCUGUAACUUUCAUAAUGAGGAUUGGGCAGUAACUAAGCUUCCAUAAUGAGGAUUGGGCAGUAACUAAGCUUUCAUAAUGUGGAUUGUGCUGUAACUAAGCUUUCAUCAUGAGGAUUGGGCUGCACCUUUCAUAAUGAGGAUUGUGCUGUAACUUUCAUCAUGAGGAUUGUGCUGCACCUUUCAUAAUGAGGAUUGUGCUGUAACUUUCAUCAUGAGGAUUGUGCUGCAACUUUCAUAAUGAGGAUUGUGCUGUAACUUUCAUAAUGAGGAUUGUGCUGCAACUUUCAUAAUGAGGAUUGUGCUGUUACUUUCAUAAUGAGGAUUGUGCUGUAACUUUCAUAAUGAGGAUUGUGCUGUAACUUUCAUCAUGAGGAUUGUGCUGUAACUUUCAUAAUGAGGAUUGUGCUGUAGCUAAGCUUUCAUAAUGAGGAUUGGGCAGUAAUUAAGCUUUCAUAAUGAGGAUUGGGCAGUAACUAAGCUUUCAUAAUGUGGAUUGUGCUGUAACUAAGCUUGCAUCAUGAGGAUUGGGCUGUACCUUUCAUAAUGAAGAUUGUGCUGCAACUUUCAUAAUGAAGACUGUGCUGUAACUUUCAUAAUGAGGAUUGUGCUGUAACUAAGCUUUCAUCAUGAGGAUUGUGCUGUAACUAAGCUUUCAUCAUGAGGAUUGGGCUGUACCUUUCAUAAUGAAGAUUGUGCUGCAACUUUCAUCAUGAGGAUUGUUCUGUAACUUUCAUAAUGAAGAUUGUGCUGUAACUUUCAUCAUGAGGAUUGUGCUGCAACUUUCAUAAUGAGGAUUGUGCUGUAACUAUCAUAAUGAGGAUUGUGCUGCAACUUUCAUAAUGAGGAUUGUGCUGUAACUUUCAUCAUGAGGAUUGUGCUGUAACUUUCAUAAUAAGGAUUGUGCUGUAACUAAGCUUUCAUCGUGAGGAUUGGGCUGUAACUUUCAUAAUGAGGAUUGUGCUGUAACUUUCAUAAUGAGGAUUGUGCUGUAACUAAUCAUUCAUAAUGAGGAUUGUGCUGUAACUAAGCUUUCAUCAUGAGGAUUGGGCUGUACCUUUCAUAAUGAGGAUUGUGCUGUAACUUUCAUAAUGAGGAUUGUGCUGUAAAUUUCAUAAUGAGGAUUGUGCUGUAACUUUCAUAAUGAGGAUUGUGCUGUAACUUUCAUAAUGAGGAUUGUGCUGUAACUUUCAUAAUGAGGAUUGUGCUGUUACUUUCAUAAUGAGAAUUGUGCUGUAACUUUCAUAAUGAGGAUUGUGUUGUAACUUUCAUCAUGAGGAUUGUGCUGUAACUUUCAUCAUGAGGAUUGUGCUUUAACUUUCAUAAUGAGGAUUUAGCUGUAACUAAGCUUUCAUAAUAAGGAUUGUGCUGUAACUAAGCUUUCAUCAUGAGGAUUGGGCUGUACCUUUCAUAAUGAGGAUUGUGCUGUAACUUUCAUAAUGAGGAGUGUGCUGUAACUUUCAUCAUGAGGAUUGUGCUGUAACUUUCAUCAUGAGGAUUGUGCUGUAACUUUCAUCAUGAGGAUUGUGCUGCAACUUUCAUAAUAAGGAUUUUGCUGUAACUAAGCUUUCAUAAUAAGAAUUGUGCUGUAACUAAGCUUUCAUCAUGAGGAUUGGACUGUACCUUUCAUAAUGAGGAUUGUGCUGUAACUUUCAUAAUGAGGAUUGUGCUGUAACUAAUCAUUCAUAAUGAGGAUUGUGCUGUAACUAAGCUUUCACAAUGAGGAUUGUGCUGUAACUAAGCUUUCAUAAUGAGGAUUGUGCUGUAACUUUCAUAAUGAGGAUUGUGCUGUAACUUUCAUAAUGAGGAUUGUGCUAUUACUUUCAUAAUGAGGAUUGUGCUGUAACUUUCAUAAUGAGGAUUGUUAUGCUUUAUUAUGUUAUGCAAGCCGGUGUUGUAUUGGGUGGCUGGGAGUUGAGAGUUUAUCUACAGGCCAAGAUUAAUAAACUGUAUAAAGUGCCUUCCUGUGAAAAUUAACCAAGAUAUUGUUACUAAGACUUAGUUACAUAGAAAAAAAUGAUGAGGACAUUCAAGGUUGUGUCUUUGCUGUUUGUAGAAGUACAUGCUUAUCACUCUUUUGCUAAGUUGUAUUUUCUAGUCCAUAACAUUCCCUCCAUUGCACCAGUAACCCACAUGCAAAUGACAAGAGUAGCCUGUCACGCUGUGUGGUGUGUUUUCUCCCAGACAGAGAAUAUUCUAGCAUGGUGUGGUGUGUUUUCUCCCAGACAGAGAAUAUUCUAGCAUGGUGUGGUGUGUUUUUUCCCAGACAGAGAAUAUUCUAACGUGGUGUGUUUUCUCCCAGACAGAAAAUAUUCUAACAUGGUGUGGUGUGGGUUUUUUUCCACCCCGAGAAUUUCUACAUGAUGUGUGGGUUUUUUUUCUCCCCGACAGGGGAAUAUUUUAACAUGGUGUGGUGUGUUUUCUCCCAGACAAAGAAUAUUCUAACAUGGUGUGUGUGGUGUGUUUUCUCCCAGACAGAGAAUAUUCUAACAUGGUGUGUGUGGUGUGUUUUCUCCCAGACAGAGAAUAUUCUAACAUGGUGUGGUGUGUUUUCUCCCAGACAAAGAAUAUUCAACAGGGUGUGUGUGGUGUGUUUUCCCCGACAGAGGGAAUAUUCUAACAGGUGUUGUGGUGGUUUUCUCCAGACAGAGAAUAUCUAAAUGGUGUGGUGGUGUUUUCUUCCCCGCAGAAUAUUCUAACGUGUGUGUGUUUUCUCCCCCCAGAAACUAUUCUAACACGGUGUGUGUUUUUUCCAGACAGAGAAUAAACAUGGUGGUGUGGUGUGUGAGACGAGAAAAAACAUGGUUUUGGGGUCUUUCCACGGAUAACAUCCUGCCCCCGACAAAUACCCAACGUUAGCCCAGGUAGGGACACAACAUUUUUCUUUGGCACAGGUAGCUAAACAUGUUUCUCCUACAGUCACGGGUAGCUCAAACAAACCCUCUUUCUCCAUGGCACAUGGUAAGCCACACACCCUUCUCUCACAGUCCAGGUAAGGCGCACCCGCCUGACAUACAGGGGGGUAGCUCACACCCUUCUCUUUUGCACAUGGUAAGCUACACCACCCUCUUCUUAUUAGUCACAUGGUAAGCUAACACACACCCUCUCCUCUAUUAGUCACUGGUAAGCUACACACACCCUCUCUUAUAGUCACAUGGUAAGCUACACACACCCUCUCUCUAAGUCACAUGGUAAGCUACACACACCCUCUCUCUAUUAGUCACAUGGUAAGCUACACACCCCUCUCUCUACUAGUCACAUGGUAGACACCCACAAACCCCCUCUCUACUAGUCACAUGGUAAGCUACACACACCAUCUCUCUAUAGUCACAUGGUAAGCUACACAUACCCUCUCUCUACUAGUCACAUGGUAAGCUACACACACCCUCUCUCUAUUAGUCACAUGGUAAGCUACACACACCCUCUCUCUACUAGUCACAUGGUAAGCUACACACACCCUCUCUCUACUAGUCACAUGGUAAGCUACACAUACCCUCUCUCUACUAGUCACAUGGUAAGCUACACACACCCUCUCUCUACUAGUCUCAAGAAAAAUAGCUGCUGCUAUCCACACAGUAAGCAAAAGACAGUCUUCCUGCUAGUCAAAUAGCAAAACACAUUAUCUUAGCCACAUGGUUAGUAGCAUCCACCCUGAACAACCCAACCAUGGCCACAUGGUAGUCCUCCACUACUACAAACACACCUACCCUCUAUUGGCCAAGCAAUAAUCACAACACCCCUACCCUCUAUUGGCCAAGCAAUAAUCAAAACACACCUACCCUCUAUUGGCCAAGCAAUAAUCAAAACACACCUACCUCUAUUGGCCAAGCAAUAAUCAAAACACACCUACCCUCUAUUGGCCAAGCAAUAAUCAAAACACACCUACCCUCUAUUGGCCAAGCAAUAAUCAAAACACACCUACCCUCUAUUGGCCAAGCAAUAAUCAAAACACACCUACCCUCUAUUGGCCAAGCAAUAAUCAAAACACACCUACCCUCUAUUGGCCAACCAAUAAUCAAAACAUACCUACCCUUUGCUAGCCUAAUGGUGCAGCACACCUGAAAGAUGAGGUGGCACUGGAGGACACAUCCACAACAUGUUUCCAUUACUGAACACAGCCAAUAACUCUGUCUUUCACUGAAAGUUGCAUUGCAGUUACUAUUUGUCAUGUUAUCAAUUAUUACACCUUUAUGUCCUUGAUGUGAAGAGGGUUAUAUGGUUACAGCACUGACUAGCUAGUCUCUCUCAACAGCAGGCACUUAGAAUAUAACAGAAUCUGUGUCUGUUUGUAGGCUGGUGCACUCUGGUCCCGACCGAGGCUCUCCCCAGCCGGGCGUGGAGCUGUCCUUCGCCACACGUACAGGCACCAGACUGGGCAUUGAGGCCCACCUGUUCAGAGCUGAGACCUGUAAGGACCUUUCACUGUGGACCAGGCACAUCGUUACGGGCUGUCACUCCUCUGCCCAGAUGAUCAAAGAAGUCACCACCAGUGAGUACCACUACACCGACCCUGCUAGAAGACUGUGUGAGCCCGCUGAGCUAAAGCCUUGAUCAACCAAGUCACCACCAGUGAGCCUAGGUAGGCAUUAGCUUGGGGAGUAACUCAAAUCUUCAAUUCUCUGGCAAGGUUACUUAUCAUGUUAGUGUGGUUGACAAAGCCAUCUAUGUUACAGUACAAUUUUCAUAGCUGUAGUAUUUGGUAAGGGGGUGUUAGUGUUGGACAGUCACAUAGAAGACACUGAGAAAGGAGUGAGUAUUUUUAGAAAGGAACGGAAUGCCACUGUGAGAUCCUGUGUGUGUGGCCUAGUGUAGUGGUGGGCACUAGCUGGUAUGCCGGGCAUCCUGGGAACUCCUCUAGUCAGUCACCCCUAGAGCCGUCUCUCUCUCUCGCUCGCUCGCUCGCUCGCUCUCUCAAUUAAAUUCAAAGGGCUUUAUUGGCAUGGGAAACAUAUGUUAACAUUGCCAAAACAAGUGUAAUAGAUAAUAAACAAAAGUGAAAUAAACAAUAAAAAAUUAACAGUAAACAUUACACUCACAAAAGUUCCAAAGGAAUAGAGACAUUUCAAAUGUCAUAUUAUUUAUAUAUACAGUGUUGUAACGAGGUGCAAAUAGUUAAAGUACAAAAGGGAAAAUAAAUAAACACAAAUAUGGGUCUCUCUCUCUCUCUCUCUCUGAAUGGAUCAUAUAUCACUUCACUUGUUGUGAUAUUGCAUCAGCUGUCAGAUAUAAGCUUUAUGAUCUUUGCUAGGCCUAAUAACUAAUAAACUAAUACAAUAUGUCUGGACAGGUUAUAGAAUAGGAAACUAAUACAAUAUGUCUGGACAGGGUAUAGAAUAGGAAACUAAUACAAUAUGUUUCUGGACAGGUUCUAGAUAGGAAACUAACAAUAUUUCUGGACGGGUAUAGAAUAGGAACAAACAAUUGUCUGGACAGGAUAGAGACUAGAAACUACUACAUAUUCUGGCAGGAAUAUAGAAUAGGAAACUAAUACAAUAUGUCGGACAGGUUAGAAUAGGAACUGAUACACUAUGUCUGGAAGGGUAUAGAAUAGAAACUAACAUUAAUGUCCUGGACAGGGUAUAAAUAGAAACUAAUACAUAACGUCUGCCAGGGUAUAGAAUAGAAACUAAUGACCAUAUGUCCUGGACAGUGUAUAAUAGGAAACUAAUACAAUAAUGUCCUGGAACAGUGUAUAGAAUAGGAAACUAAUACAAUAUCUGACAGGAUAAGAAUGGAACCUAAUACAUAUGUCUGUACAAUUAUAAAUAGGUAAACUAAUACAAUAUGGUCGGACAGGUUUUUUUAGAAUAAGGAAACUGAUACACUAUGUCUGGACAGGGUAUAGAAUAGGAAACUAAUACACUAUGUCUGGACAGGGUAUAGAAUAGGAAACUAAUACAAUAUGUCUGGACAGGGUAUAGAAUAGGAAACUAAUACCAUAUGUCUGGACUGUCAUGAGCACUCUCUCUCCCUGGUAGCAACAUUAAUUGCAUUCAAUUCUCUGCCACUCUGCUCACUCUCUCCCUACUCUGCCUAACGAGCUCCACCUGGCUCCGCCCUGCUCUGCUCUUGUUACCUGGCCAGCUGCACUGCAUUUCCCACUCACCAUCCUCACCUUGCCUCACUCUGUUCUAAUUACUCUGCCAGCUGAACUGCAUUUCCCCACUAACCUCUCCCAGUAUAUCAAGCCCUGUUUUUCAGCCAAGCCCUGUCAGAUCGUCUUCAAACCCGGACCAGUAACCUGCCUGUCUGCGCUCUGACUCCUGUUUGUGAUACCGAUCCUUUCUUGACUGCCUCCUUGUUCUACUGCCCCGUCUAUCCCGACCUGCCUUCUGGACCUCGACUACUCUCCGAUCUUCAGCCCCUCCGGUCUCCGACCACCAGAUGAGCGUGCCCAGACGCUUCACCACCCUCAGCCCGAUACGCCGCUCCAUCACUGGGGAACACACACACUAAGCACUUGGACUGGACACCCCCGGACAUUUGGUGACCCCCGGAGCACAGGUACCCACAGGACCCUGAAAGACCCCAGAGCCCCAAGCACCCCUGGAACCCCUGACACCCCUGGCACUCCUCUUCCCGCCUGAAACCUUCAAUAAAGAACUCUGAAUUUGAACUUGCGCUCUUGGGUCCUCUUCUGUCCGUGACAGAACGAUCUGACCAUCAUGGACCCAGCGCACUCCCUGACCACGAUGGAAGAAGAGCCAGAGAUGACUGCCCUACAGCGACUGGAACGCUCUGAGGGAGACAUAAAUCGGAUGGCUGGCGACAUCGCUUCCCUUCUCCAGCUAUUCAACCAGCAGCAACAACAGUUCCAACUGCAGCAACAAACAGCUAGCCCAAGCCCUGCAACUACUCUCAAACCCGGCUACUCCACCUGCACCCCCCCCUGGUCCUUCUGUUCCUGUACCACCGACACUCCUUCAUCCCUCCGCUGGAGGUCCCAAUGCUGCAGGCCCGGCAGUGCUGCCACCAGAUCCCCACGCUCCUGAACCAAAGAUUGGGAACCCGGAACGUUUUGAUGGCAACCAGAAGCAAGUAAGACCAUUCUUGAGCAGCUGCCGAAUCCAGUUUGCACUACAGCCCAGGACUUUCUCAACAGAGGGAGCCAAGGUGGGGUAUGUCAUCACACAUCUCACCGGUCGAGCUCGGUUGUGGGGAACGGCGGAAUUCGACCGGCAAACCCCAGCCUGUGCCUCCUUCAGUGCCUUUGAGGAGGAGAUGUUAAAGGUCUUUGACCUAGGCUCGCCAACAGCCGAAGCGUCACAAGCUCUGCUCACCAUCCGUCAGGGCAAUCGGACAGUGGCAGACUUCUCCAUUGACUUUCGUACCCUGGCCAGUCAAAGCUCGUUUAACCCAGAGGCACUGGUGCAAGCCUUCCUCCAUAGCCUGGCGGACUAUAUCAAAGACGAGCUUGUUUCCCAUGACCCGCCCUCAACGCUUGAUGCCGCCAUUGACCUUGCCGUCCGCAUUGACCGCCGUAUACAGACCCGGAGGAGGGAGAAGGGCCGUCUCAGUCAACCUGCCAUCCGCACUCGGGUCGAUACCGCUUCUGUCCAGCCCCUGCCUGUCAAGUCCCAUAGCCAACUCAAUCAGCCUGAGCCCAUGGAGAUUGGCCGUGCCUCUCUGACUCCCGAGGAGCGUCGGCGCCGUCUAAGCUCCAACCUUUGCCUCUACUGUGGUGGCGAAAAUCACCGUGUCGCCACUUGUCCGGCAAAAGCCGCAGCUCACCAGGUGUAGGGGAGAUCCGGGUGAGCUCAACAAGCCUUCAGUCUCCCUCCAUCCGAAAGACCCUGCUUCAUCUCCGCCUUCAGCUUUCUGACAAGACUCAUACAUUGGCCGCCCUUGUGGAUUCCGGAGCCGAAGCAAACAUCAUGGACCCUGAGCUUGCACAGCAACUGGGCGUGAACCAUCAUCAACUGACACAACCCAUUCCUGCACGAGCCCUGGAUGGGCAUCAUCUUGGCACUGUCACUCAUAUCUCCGCCCCUGUGACAAUCCUGCUGUCAGGAAACCACCAGGAGUCCAUCCAGUUUCACCUCCUACACUCACCUGGCCAACCACUCAUUCUUGGAUACCCGUGGCUCCGUCAGCACAACCCCCACAUCGACUGGGAGACAGGAACAGUCCGUGAGUGGGGAAGGAGUUGUCACCAGACCUGUUUAAGGGGGGCCACCCUGCCCGUUCACCGGGAAAGAUCUAGCGCUACCCCCGACAUAUCCAAUGUUCCGGCCUGUUACCACAGCCUGAAAGAGGUGUUCAACAAAUCCAAGGCGACAUCUCUACCCCCACACAGACCCUAUGACUGCGCGAUUGAUCUCCUGCCUGGCACAGCACCUCCCAAGGGUCGUCUGUAUUCACUGUCAGCCCCGGAAAGAAAGGCCAUGGAGGACUACAUUAAUGACUCUCUUGCCGCCGGGAUAAUUAGACCGUCAUCUUCCCCCGCAGGAGCGGGAUUCUUCUUUGUCGGCAAGAAGGACGGUUCUCUUCGUCCAUGCAUAGAUUACCGGGGUCUGAACGACAUCACGGUUAAGAAUCGCUACCCACUGCCCUUACUUUCGUCUGCCUUCGAACUGCUGCAGGGAGCCACUGUAUUCACAAAGCUGGACCUUCGCAAUGCCUACCAUCUGGUGCGGAUGAGGGAGGGAGACGAAUGGAAGACAGCGUUCAACACACCAACCGGCCACUAUGAAUAUCUCGUCAUGCCCUUCGGCCUCACCAAUGCCCCAGCAGUUUUUCAAGCCCUAGUGAAUGAUAUCCUCAGGGACAUGCUAAAUACGUUCGUAUUUGUGUACCUUGACGAUAUUUUAAUAUUCUCAAAGACUCUGUCAGAACACACGCACCACGUCCAGUUGGUCCUGCGCCGCCUGCUGGAGAACUCUCUUUUCGUGAAGGCAGAGAAGUGCGAGUUCCAUGCCAAAACCGUUUCAUUCCUGGGGUAUGUGGUGACCGAGGGCAGCAUUCAGAUGGAUCUCACGAAGGUGUCGGCUGUCACUUCCUGGCCAGUUCCUGAGUCUCGGAAAAAGUUGCAACAGUUCCUGGGCUUUGCCAACUUUUAUAGGAGAUUCAUCAGAAACUAUAGCACAGUGGCUGCACCCCUCACGGCGCUAACCAGCACUAAACAACCGUACCAAUGGACAUCAGCUGCUGAUAAGGCCUUCAAUAUCCUCAAGACAUGUUUCACUUCUGCUCCCAUCCUCCAGAUGCCAGAUGCAGCAAGGCAGUUUGUGGUGGAGGUAGAUGCUUCGGACGUGGGAGUGGGUGCAGUGCUUUCUCAAAGAGCAGCUGAGGAUGGCAAGAUGCACCCCUGUGCCUUCUACUCCCGUCGGCUAACCCCUGCCGAAUGCAACUACGACAUUGGGAACCGCGAGCUGUUGGCUGUCAAGCUCGCCCUUGAAGAAUGGCGGCACUGGUUAGAGGGGUCAAAGGAACCAUUCGUAGUGUGGACAGACCACAAGAACCUGGAGUAUAUCCAAACAGCCAGGAGGCUGAACUCCCGUCAACAGCGGUGGUCUCUGUUCUUUACGCGCUUCAAUUUCACGCUCUCCUACCGCCCGGGAUCUCGCAACAUCAAACCUGAUGCUCUUUCCCGGAUGUUUCAGAAGGACGAGACCACCGCCAUGACAGCCCCCAUUCUUCCCAGCCACUUGGUCGUAGCGGCCCUCACCUGGGAGAUCGAGAAGCAGGUCAUGGAGGCUCUUCGGGACCAGCCAGGUCCAAGCACCAGCGCCCCCAACCGUCUGUUUGUUCCAGCAAAUCUCAGGUCACCUGUGAUUCAGUGGGGGCACGAAUCCCGUCUGGCCUGUCAUCCCGGCAUCACUCGCACCCUUCAUCUGGUCCGCCAGCGGUUCUGGUGGCGGCGGAUGAGACGGGAGGUCCGAGAAUUCAUCCGAGCUUGUCCCACUUGUAACCGAAACAAGACCCCCAACCAGCCUCCUGCUGGGCUGCUGCAACCCCUACUCAUACCCAAGAGGCCCUGGUCCCACGUUUCACUGGACUUUGUUACGGGCCUUCCGCCCUCUGACGGACACACAGUCAUCCUUACCAUUGUUGACCGCUUUAGUAAGAUGACCCACUUCGUGCCCCUUCCCAAACUACCCUCUGCUAAAGAGACCUCCCAGGUGGUCCUGGAACAUGUGUUUCGUAUCCAUGGCCUACCCCAGGAUAUAGUGUCAGACCGGGGCCCGCAAUUCUCAGCAACCUUUUGGAAGGAGUUCUGUCAUCUCCUUGGGGCCACCGCCAGCCUAUCGUCUGGAUUCCACCCGCAGUCAAACGGCCAGACUGAACGCAUGAACCAGGAGCUGGAGAAGGCACUGAGGUGUGUGGCUUCCCAAAAUCCCCGGGCCUGGGCUCAACACCUGCUCUGGGUGGAAUAUGCCCAUAAUUCACUCACCAGUUCCUCCACCGGGCUCUCCCCCUUUCAGUGUGUCUACGGGUAUCAACCUCCACUGUUUGCCAGCCAGGAGGCGGAUGCCACCUGUCCGUCUGCUCUUGCGUAUGCCCGCCGCUGCCGCCGCACUUGGGCCCAGGCUCGCACUGUGCUCCUGAAGUCUGGAACCAGCUACGCCGUCGGUGCCAACCGACGGAGGACCCCAGCACCUACUUACCGGGUUGGUCAGAAGGUCUGGCUGUCUGCCCGGGAUCUGCCGCUGCGGGUUGAAUCACGAAAGCUGGCCCCUCGCUUCAUUGGUCCUUUUCCUGUGCAGAAAGUCAUCAGUCCAACGGCGGUCCGACUUCAGUUGCCCGCUUCCAUGCGGGUCCACCCCACCUUCCACGUCUCCAAGGUCAAGCCGGUCCAUGAAAGUCCCCUGGUCCCUGCAGCUCCGGCGCCACCUCCUCCGCGCCUCGUAGAUGGCGGUCCUGUCUUCACCGUCCGGCGGCUGCUCCGCUCUAGGCGAAGGGGUAGGGGUCUCCAGUACCUCGUUGACUGGGAGGGAUAUGGUCCAGAGGAGAGGACCUGGAUCCCGGCCAGGAGGAUAGUGGACCGGACCCUUAUCACUGACUUCCACCGACUACAUCCUGAUCAGCCUGCAAUCCGUAGGGGCCGUCCAAGAGGGGUUCCUAGCCGUCCUGCCCGCCCUGCUUCCUGUCCUGUGCCUGACCCUGCUCCUGUCUCAGUGCCUGUCCUGUCUCCCGACCGUGACCCUCCAGCUCCUUCUGAGGAUGAGGAGAUUCACUCGGACCGCUCGGAGGAGUUCUGACCCGCCGCCUGCUCCCCUCCACCCUCCCGGCAUGAUGUUGUUCUUGGGACUUCUGGGGCCGUCCCUUGGAGGGGGGGGUCCUGUCAUGAGCACUCUCUCUCCCUGGUAGCAACAUUAAUUGCAUUCAAUUCUCUGCCACUCUGCUCACUCUCUCCCUACUCUGCCUAACGAGCUCCACCUGGCUCCGCCCUGCUCUGCUCUUGUUACCUGGCCAGCUGCACUGCAUUUCCCACUCACCAUCCUCACCUUGCCUCACUCUGUUCUAAUUACUCUGCCAGCUGAACUGCAUUUCCCCACUAACCUCUCCCAGUAUAUCAAGCCCUGUUUUUCAGCCAAGCCCUGUCAGAUCGUCUUCAAACCCGGACCAGUAACCUGCCUGUCUGCGCUCUGACUCCUGUUUGUGAUACCGAUCCUUUCUUGACUGCCUCCUUGUUCUACUGCCCCGUCUAUCCCGACCUGCCUUCUGGACCUCGACUACUCUCCGAUCUUCAGCCCCUCCGGUCUCCGACCACCAGAUGAGCGUGCCCAGACGCUUCACCACCCUCAGCCCGAUACGCCGCUCCAUCACUGGGGAACACACACACUAAGCACUUGGACUGGACACCCCCGGACAUUUGGUGACCCCCGGAGCACAGGUACCCACAGGACCCUGAAAGACCCCAGAGCCCCAAGCACCCCUGGAACCCCUGACACCCCUGGCACUCCUCUUCCCGCCUGA